Messenger RNA from Cydia splendana, 657 nucleotides. RefSeq lists its product as uncharacterized. The transcript has 4 exons. Gene Ontology annotation, molecular function: odorant binding. The coding region runs from base 17 to 649 and encodes 210 amino acids. NCBI's taxonomy places the organism in Eukaryota, Metazoa, Arthropoda, Insecta, Lepidoptera, Tortricidae. The record is from RefSeq and is a predicted model, not a curated record.
ACUAAAAAAAACUCAAAUGCAUACGAAAAUUCUUACGGUAAUGAUGAAACUGUUACUUCUAACGCUAUUGGUUCAUUUCGGUAGAAGUGACGAUGAUACAGAGAAUAAUCGGAUGCUAGGCGUGGACACUGUUCACAAUGUGAAGAUUGAUAAGGAUACUAUUAUAUCUCGGAACUUGAAACUAGAGAGGCGUAAUAAAGGACGCGAGACCAAUCACCACAAACAAGUGGAACCGGAACCGGACUGGUCAUACAGCCCCAUCCCGGGCGACGUGGCGCCCUACGUCCAAGAGUUCAAGCAGAACAUGACAGAGUGCCUCAAGGAAGUACAGGCUAACGACAAGCGAACGGUGAAGAGAUUGUCCCCGAAGAGCGAGUCGCCGGUCAACGGCGAGUGCCUGAUCGCGUGCGUGCUGAAGCGGAACCAGGUCAUUACCAACGGGAAGAUCGUUAAAGCAAACUUAAUAUCCCUCGUAAGCAAGUUCUACGCCAAAGACACGAAGAUGAUGAAGAAGCUGGACAAGAACCUGGACCGGUGCGUGGAGAUGAGCGCCGCCAUCCGCGACGAGUGCGCGCUGGCCGCGCACCUCAACCAGUGCACCAACGAACUCAUGGCCAGCAACAAACAUAAAAUAUCUAUCAAUUAUUAAUUAUUAUU